GACGUUACGUGGACUCCAGGUGUGUUGUUGUGUAUACACAGAGUGUCUCUUCCUCUUUUGCACGCGCGCAAUACAGCAUGCAUCAUGGUGAUCGUCAAGUGCGUGGUGACCGGUGGGGUGAUGAUUGUCCAAGUGAACACGAACGUGGAUGAUACAUCUCCGCCAAAUGUAUAAAUUAACAAUACAAUUAUAACCUGCAUGCUUGCAAGUAUAUUGUCGUUAACCUUUGAGGCGAAAGUAAUGUUACUUGAGUAAAUACAUUAUUGGACGGAGCAAAUAUCCCUUGUUGUGUUUACGUUCGGUUGGCCGGAAAAGCGCCUUUUCAGGAAACACGCCGCGUAUCGCUUGAUGCUUACUACUGCCGCGUGCAUCCUGACGUAGGAAAUUCUUAGAAAAAAGUAGCUAUGCGAGAUCGAUUAUCAUGGUACAUGGUUUUUCUUAUCCUGCCGACAAUUUUACUGGCUCGAUCAUUCAACAAAGAUCGACAAGCACCGAACGGUCAUCCAUCGGAGUGGAAGGCAUUAUGGUAUAGUAACCUAGAAGAAUUGCAAAAGGCGAACGAGAUUCAUCAAAAUAACACUAUCACGAACGUCACGGUUCAACUUGGUGACACAGCUUUUUUACACUGUAAAAUUCGAAAUCUUGCCGACAACACUAUCCCUGAUACCGAAAUUUCAUGGAUUCGUCGUCGUGAUUGGCACGUACUUACAAAUUCGAUAUUCACUUAUACGAAUGAUGAGCGCUUUCAAGUGUUGCAUCCAGAAGGCUCCGACGACUGGAUUCUCCAAGUGAAGUACGUGAAAAAACGAGAUAAUGGGAUCUAUGAAUGUCAGAUUUCUAGAAGUACAGGAAUAGUAUCACAUUUUGUCAAUUUAAACAUCGUGAUGCCAGAAGCAUUUAUUUUAGGAGGUGAAGAACAUCACGUCGACGUGGGAUCUACAAUUAAUCUUGUUUGUAUCAUAAAAAAGAGCCCGACACCACCUCAAUAUGUCUUUUGGUAUCAUAAUAAUCGUAUGAUAAAUUAUGACACAACGCGAGGUCGUAUUAGUGUACAAAAUGAACCGGGACCAACGCAAAGUCGAUUACUAAUUCACAAUGCAAUCGAAUCUGACACUGGCAACUACUCUUGCAGUGCUUCCAAUACUAAGCUAACUUCCAUAUUUGUUUUUGUUACUGAAGGUGACAAAAUGGCAGCAAUACUGCGCCGCAAGAAUUCGAGCUCGCAACAAACAGUCUGUACUUUUACACUGAAUUUUCUGCUAUUACUGGCCUUCCAAUCUCGAUAAUAGAUUUUUUUCUAAAUCUUCUAAUAGUAUGAAAAACGAACAAUAAACUAUCUCGGAAAA
Phymastichus coffea is the source of this 1346-nucleotide messenger RNA. Its product is annotated as zwei Ig domain protein zig-8-like. Lineage: Eukaryota; Metazoa; Arthropoda; Insecta; Hymenoptera; Eulophidae. The record is from RefSeq and is a predicted model, not a curated record. Bases 405 to 1286 code for a protein of 293 amino acids. The transcript has 7 exons. Gene Ontology annotation, biological process: synapse organization. Gene Ontology annotation, cellular component: neuron projection membrane.